Closterium sp. Yama58-4 is the source of this 2898-nucleotide messenger RNA. NCBI's taxonomy places the organism in Eukaryota, Viridiplantae, Streptophyta, Zygnematophyceae, Desmidiales, Closteriaceae. The record is from the annotation of a GenBank genome assembly.
AUGCCCUCUCAGACACCCUGCUUGUGGCCCCACCCCUCCCUCCCCAGGUUCCAUGCGUUUGCAACAGCACCCCAGCAGACCCAGGUCGUGAAGCGCACGGGGGGGAAGCGCGACUGGUUCCAUGCAUUCGCCACAGCCCCCCAGCAGACCCAGGUCGUGAAGCGCACGCGAGGCAAGCGCGACUGGUGGGUGGGGGCGGGCGGGGGGGGGCCGUUCAUCUACACGCCCUUCACCACGCGGGCAGCCAACGUGAAACCCGACAUGGUGUGGAUCGUGGGGGAGGUGGCUCAAGUCAUCAUCGAGCUCUCCAACCCCUGCGCCUGCGCUGUCGACAUCGAAUCCAUCUAUCUGAAUGUCGACGGGGAUUUCCAGCCCUUCCCCGCGUCGCUCUCUCUUCGCCCCAAUACCUACUCUCACCUGCUCACGCUCUCUGGCUUGCCGAGGUCGCCGGGGGUGAUCACUGUCCUGGGCUGUUUCCUGCAGUCGUUUGGGGUGCUUACGGACCAUCGAUUCGCCGACACGACAAUCACGACCGUUGCUGCGGCGGCUGGGAGCGCAGGAUCGGGAGCAGGGCUGCCGUUGAUUCCAGGCGUGGGAUUGGUGGACCCCUUUUCGCCUGCAGCUGCUGCGUCUGUGGCUGCAAAUUCCGCUGCAGCAGCUGCUACAGCCACUCCUCUAUCCGCCCCCACUAUCUCUGCUACCUCCUCUCUCUCUGCAGCCGCAGCGAGUGUCGACACUGCGGUUAAGAGCGGUGCCAGCGCCGGGCGGGGAUUCUUGGCCUCUUCUCCCAUCCCGUCCACCUCGGUCCUGCCCGUGCUUGAUAUUUCCGUGCUGCCCGAGCUUCCGCUAUUGGUCGCAACGGCGGAGGACGGAGACGGGGCAGCUGCAGUUCUUUUCGACGGGGAGGUCCGGGAAAUUUCGGUCAAGCUGGUAAAUUCCAGCCGGGUGCCCGUAGUAGACGCAUUUGUUUCCGUUGCGGGCAGGCAGAAGCGGCACCUGAUUGUUCUCGGGCAGGAAAAACUUGCAGCAUCGCUGCCCCUGCUUCCGGGAGCCGCAGUCACCCUGCCCGUAAAAAUUGUUGCACAAUUUCAACCAGAGAGUUCAGAGGACGACGAAGAUGAUGUGGGAGGGGGGGAGGGCGGAGGGGGGGCAGAGCAGAGCACGAGCAGCAAGGAGGAAGAUACAGUGAACCUGGUCGUGCAUUACGCAGGGCCAGACAAAGACCCUGAGAGUGAUCCCGGCACCCCAGCAGCAACCACCCCUGCCUCCAAAUCCGCAGCUACCAGCAAGGAGAAGGAGAGGGAGAGGAAGGACGAUGCAGUGCCGGGGCGGCGGCUCUCCUUCCCCAUCAACCUCUGUGUGCGCCGCGGGCUCUCCCUCGUGCGCGCUCGCCUGCUCGUCACGGGGGGCGUCACUCCCGCCGUGCAGUCCGAUGGGGGAAUCGCCAGCACCAGUGCUGCUGCUGGUGCUGCCAACCUUGCUGCGUCCGCACGUGGGGGUGGGGCUGGGGCAGGCUUGACGUGGGGCUCCCAGGAGAAAGCGGGAGGAGCGGGGGGGGGAGGAGGGGCGGGAGUGAGAAAGGGAGUGGGGGAGAUGGAGGUGCCGGUGAGACAGGCCAAGGGGCUGAGGCUGCUGGACCUGGAGGUGUGGAACGGCACUGACUCUGCCUUUGACGUCUCCGUUCUCGUUGACCCGCCCACCCCCAACGACCAACCCAGCACCACUGCUGCUGGCACCACUGCUGCUGCUACCACUGGUGCUGCCGCCACUGGACCAAAAAACGCAGCGCUAGCAGCAUCGGCAUCAUCAGGGUCUCUGCUGGCAGCCAGUCUGCUCCCCCCAGCGUCCAACCUGCAGGCCUCUCUGGAAGAGGCCUCCCUCCUCGCGUCAGGCGGCUCUGUCUCGCACGCCCGCAUCGGACGAGACUGCGCCGCCCGCCUGCUCAUCCCGCUCGGCGGAUUCGAUUCCCUCCUGGGCUCUGAAGCAGAGGCCGCCCUGGCAGUGCUGCACCACGAGGAGCAGACGGGUGGCGACACCACCGUGCGCCGCCAGCUGGCAUUAGGCCUCGGACCAAUCCCGUCGCCGUUCACGACGAUCAUCAAUGCGAUUUGCUCGCGCGUGAAGGUGCGGUGGCUGUCUGCUAGGAACUGCCGAGGGGAGGUGCGGAUCAGGGAGGCAGUGAGGGCGGUGGUGGAGAGUCAGGCCGUGGCUGUGCUGCUGCCUGAUCCUCUGGCGUUUUCUUUCCGUGUCACUGCUCCUUCUCUCACUGCUGCUGCGUCUGGUGCUGCUGUGGGUGCUGGGGGUGCUGGGAGUGGUGGCAGUGAGCGGAGGGAAACGGCAGGGCUGGCGGGUGGUGAUGGUGGUGCUGUGAGGGAUGGAGAGAGUGGGGGAGGAGGGGCUGUGAAUGCUGAUGGGGCAGCAGCAGGAGGGAGUGGGGGAGGGGCGGGGUUCAGUGUGACAAGUGCGUUGGAGUUCACAACAGUGGAGCUGACAGUGACCAAUCAGAGCAAGGGCAAGCUGGCCGUGAGUGUCAGCGUGACGUGUCGCGACGUGACUGGCGAGACGUGCGUGGGGGAGGCCACUCAGAAGCAGCACGUCAUGUGGGCAGGCACACUGAACGGCAUCGACGCGACGCUUGACCCCGGCCAGUCGCUGCACCACAAGCUGAGCCUGUGCUUCCUUGUACCCGGCGAGUACACGCUCUUCGCAGCAGCGGUGGUGGACAACCAGGGCCCCUCGCCCACCUCGCUGCUCGCCUCACACGCACAGCUGGCAGGGCGGCCAGGGCACACGCAGAACCCCAACCCCUGGUGGGCCGUGCUGGAUGCGAGCAGGCGCCCUCAGACCAUCUGCUGCACCAGCCUGCCGCAUGCCAUCACUGUGCUCGGCGCUGCAUAG